Limanda limanda (common dab) is the source of this 1922-nucleotide messenger RNA. Its product is annotated as GPI-linked NAD(P)(+)--arginine ADP-ribosyltransferase 1. The record is from RefSeq and is a predicted model, not a curated record. Lineage: Eukaryota; Metazoa; Chordata; Actinopteri; Pleuronectiformes; Pleuronectidae. Gene Ontology annotation, molecular function: NAD+ poly-ADP-ribosyltransferase activity; NAD+-protein-arginine ADP-ribosyltransferase activity. Bases 140 to 979 code for a protein of 279 amino acids. The transcript has 4 exons.
UCUGCGUAGGAUCAUCACACUCCUGCAGUUUUCAGUGCAUGGACUUGAUUUUAUUUUCACUGCUACCAGAAAUUAAAUCUCCUGACUUAAGGCAACAGUCUGUGUGUGGACGUACACAGACGAGAGGAAGCCCUUUAAAAUGUGGCACAGACGGAAAGUGCUUCUUGCUGCAGUUGUUUUCACAGCCCUCUACUGCAGCGUGGCAGCAGAGGAUCCGAAAAAACUGGACAUGGCCCCGGAUGCUGUGGACUACCUGUAUGAUAAAUGCAGUAAGGAGGCCAUGGAAAAGUUAAUCCAUUCAGGCCUGUUAAUACAAGAGCUGAACCUCACUGCGGGUUUCCAGACAGCAUGGAGCGACAGCACCAAGUGUUCCAAGCUGAUCCCAGGAAAAACCAAAGAACAUACUGCUGCACUGGGGGCAUAUGUCAAUGGUGAUUCAGACUUUAGAGGAGCCUUUAACAGCCAAGUGGAGACCAUGGGCGUGAACGCUAGCACCUACGAGAACAACUUCAAUUUCAAGUCGCUCCACUUCCUGCUCAUGGAUUACAUGGUGCUGCAGAAGCCACAGACUUGCAAGAGUGUGUAUGUUUACCCAGAGAAAAAAGUCACGGCACAAGUCGGUUCAAAAGUGAGACUGGGGAGGUUCACCUUGGCCGAGUUGAGCUUCAGUGAGCUAACGAAACAUGAUGAUUUGGAAGGCGCUGUGAUUUUGAACAUCACGUCUUGCUUCUUUGUCACAGUGGGGGAGAACAUUUGUAGUAAGCAACCAGACACUGCCUUGUUGAGUCCAGCUGAAGAGUUCACAGUGGAGAACGUAACUAGCAAAACUUAUGACGAUGAGAAGUACAUUGAGAUCGUCUUAAAGGCCUCAGGUCAGCAGGGCUCGCACAACUGCGACCUCUUCUCACGGUCUCCAGCUGUCGUCUCCACCCAUGUGUGGCUUGUGUUGGUGCUUUUGUCUCUUUCCUUCUUUAGUUGAGUAAAAGAAAUCUCAGACCAGUCAUUAAACUGCAAAAUACUGCUUCGAAUUUACAGUUGAACAAUGAACAACUGUUUUGCUGUAAUGCAAUUAAGAUGUUGCAAGCUGCCAAAACAUUGUCUCAUUGCUUUUUAAAUCACUUUUAAUCCACAUUUAAAUCAUUGAUUGUGUAAUAAAGAUGUAUGAUAUGUCCUCCUGUUGUCCAAAGCCCAAGUAUUUCAGAUUCCUCUCACACUGGUGUGGAGCCAGACACAGAAGUGAUUGACGAGUGGAGCUGUGGUAUCGAGGUCCCGCUAAUACACACAAUUGAGCAAUCGCAAAUCAGUCUCAGCCAUCUAUCAUGACAUUUAACCCCAUUUUUAUAGAAACAAAUAAGUAAUUACAACCAGACUGGAAAAAUUACCACUUGAACAGCCCUCGCCAAGAGAAACCAUGGAAAGAUGUCGUUGCCUAUACCGAACAUCAACACUUUCGGACAUUUUUGUGCCAAUGGAACAAUUUUUUUUUUAAAUGUCAAAAUCUUGAUGAACAUGGUUUUAAAGACAGUAUUUUCUUUUAUAGUGAUAAAGAAUGACAGAAAACAACUUUGAGAACAAUGUAUUCCACUUGUACUUAUACUGAGUUUAGUAUAGCCACCAGGAGGCGAUACAGAUGUUUUGGCCUCCCUUUCGAGGUGAAGCGGUCAUGUCAUCCAUCUUUAUAUACAUACUAUGGUUUUGAAUUAAAACCCUGCUUUGUUUAUAGCCCUAACCCCAAUGCUUACUUUAGUAAUUCAAAGAUAGUCUAGUUUAUUUUUAUCGAUGUGUUUGUUUUUUAUGCUUUUAUCAGUGUACGCACGUUAAAAAGAUGAGCUCUCACCUCACCAGGAUGCUCCAACAGAGGCAGUCUCAGUUGAUAACAGGAGCUUUUAGUCGUAUGAGUUGAAAUAAACUGGUUGAACUCC